Arachis duranensis is the source of this 1156-nucleotide messenger RNA. Its product is annotated as expansin-A6. Gene Ontology annotation, cellular component: extracellular region. Lineage: Eukaryota; Viridiplantae; Streptophyta; Magnoliopsida; Fabales; Fabaceae. The transcript has 3 exons. The record is from RefSeq and is a predicted model, not a curated record. Bases 109 to 891 code for a protein of 260 amino acids. Gene Ontology annotation, biological process: plant-type cell wall organization.
UGCCCCAAUUGCCUCACACAUUUUUCAUUCAUUCUCUGACUCUGUUCGUUAACACAUUAUUCUUAAUUAUAUUCCCCCUCCUUAUUAGUCAAAGAAAAAGAAGUAGCAAUGGCUAUGGCAAAAAAUGUGCUCUACAUUGUGCCCAUUAUCACAUUAUUAAUUUGCAUGGUCGAAGCAAGGAUCCCAGGUGUCUACACUGGCGGCGCGUGGCAAAGUGCUCACGCCACCUUCUAUGGUGGAUCUGAUGCUUCCGGAACCAUGGGCGGAGCAUGUGGUUAUGGGAACUUGUACAGCCAAGGGUACGGCGUUAACACGGCGGCAUUGAGCACGGCGCUGUUCAACAGUGGGCUGAGCUGCGGUGCGUGUUUUGAGAUAAAGUGCGCAAACGACAAGCAGUGGUGCCAUUCCGGUAGCCCUUCCAUCUUCAUAACCGCCACUAACUUCUGUCCACCUAACUAUGCGCUUCCAAAUGACAAUGGUGGUUGGUGCAACCCUCCUCGCCCACACUUUGACCUCGCCAUGCCAAUGUUUCUUAAGAUUGCUGAGUACCGCGCCGGAAUUGUCCCCGUUGCUUAUCGCCGGGUGCCAUGCAGAAAGCACGGUGGGAUUAGGUUCACAGUCAACGGAUUCCGUUACUUCAACCUGGUUCUGAUAAGCAACGUGGCGGGGGCUGGGGACAUCACUAGGACCUACAUUAAGGGCUCAAGGACGGGCUGGAUGCCCAUGAGCCGUAACUGGGGCCAGAACUGGCAGUCCAACGCGGUUUUGGUGGGCCAGGCCCUUUCAUUUCGGGUCACAGCCAGUGAUCGCCGUAGCUCUACCUCUUGGAACAUUGCCCCAUCCAAUUGGCAAUUUGGUCAAACUUUCACUGGCAAGAAUUUCCGUAUCUGAAAAAAUAUAUAUAAAGAAAAAAAAAUCAUUGCUAGUGUCAUCAUAUCAAUGACACCCUUUAUUUUUUCUUUCCUGGGGUCAAUUUACCCAAAAGAAAAAAAGAUUAGGUCAGUUUUUAGGGUUCCCUCCAAUUACUUGUUUCUAGGUUGUCUUUUUGACUGGGAUGGGUUGUAUUGGAGAGAGUGAAGAGUUAAUUGGGACUACUAAAAUGUGUAAUUUUUUUUAAUUGGUGGGGUUUGAUUAAUUAAUGUAAAAUGUUGAUGUG